AUGCGCCUGCCUGGGGGUGCUGAGCCUGGGGGUGCGGAGCCUGGGGGUACGGAGCCUGGGGGUGCUGAGCCUGGGGGUGCGGAGCCUGGGGGUGCUGGGUCUGCUCGUGUGGCCUCUGGCGAUGCUGGGUCUGGGGCCCCUUCGGGUGCGUCGUCGAGGCGGGAGCUACCCUCUCCACAGGAGCUGCGCGAGUGGUUUGCCCGUCGCUGGAGCCGUGCUGCUGGAGCUGGAGGUGCUACUGUUACUGCUGACCCUGGAGUCGGCACUGGAGUUACUGGAGCCACUGGUCCUGGAGGUGCUCGUACUGGCGGUACUGGAGCUACUGGGCCUGGGGGUGCUGCUGAGACUACUGGAGCUGACGGUCCUGCUGGAGCUGGAGCUGCUGGAGCUGGAGCUGCUGGGGGUGUUGGCGCUGGAGGUGCUGCUGGCGCUGGUGCUUCUGAGGGUGCUGGAGUUGGCGCUGUUGGAGCUGGAGGUGCUGCUGGCGCUGGUGCUGCCGCUGGGGGUACUGGUGCUGUCCCUGCUGGUUCUGGAGGCGCUGCGCGGCCGCGGCCGUACUUCGUUCCGCUCCUUGAGCAGGUUCUUGGUCUCCCGCCUUCUACUGGUCCUGCUCCUCCCUUAGAGUGUCCACAGCCUGUCCAGUCGCGGUCACAGUUACAGCCCGCCUCCCCCCUGCCUGCUCCUUCUCCCUACACUGGUCCUACUGGAGGUCUUGCUGAGCAUCGUGAGCCUGCGUCUCGUCCUGCGUCGCCUGUUCGUGCUGCUCGCACUAGUAGUCGUGCUACGCGUCCGCGUCCUCCUGCGGUCCCAGGCACACACCAGAUGGCACUGCGUCCUUCCACCGCUCCUCCGCGUGUCCCGUUGCCGUCUCCUCCAGACUUGUCGACUUUGCUGCUCGCUGUCGUCUAG
Molecule: messenger RNA, 909 nt
Organism: Closterium sp. Naga37s-1
Lineage: Eukaryota; Viridiplantae; Streptophyta; Zygnematophyceae; Desmidiales; Closteriaceae
Source: the annotation of a GenBank genome assembly